Messenger RNA from Naegleria gruberi, 1308 nucleotides. RefSeq lists its product as uncharacterized. The record is from RefSeq and is a predicted model, not a curated record. NCBI's taxonomy places the organism in Eukaryota, Heterolobosea, Eutetramitea, Acrasida, Naegleriidae. The transcript has 4 exons. Bases 1 to 1308 code for a protein of 435 amino acids.
AUGAGUACACAACGAUUAACAUCGAGUGGUGGUGGCAACAAUCACGCCAUUCAAUCAUACUAUAGUACAGAGGCUUCUCCGUAUGACCCAUCCCAAUUUCAAAAUGAUGAAGCAAAUUUGACCGAGUUAACUCAUGAUGACAAUGAUAAAAGCAAACAAUCAAAGUUUAAAGAAUCAAUUUUGUUGUACGUUGCGACUGUAGUCAUGGUUUUGGCAAGAAGUGUCGAUUUUGUACUCUAUGUGAGAAUGACUAAAAAGAUGAGAAAUUACGAAUACAUGUUGGCCGAUGUUUUCCUGAGUUUGGGAUUUUGUUUCGUAUCUUGGCCAGUGACUUGGUUCAAAAUGUACAGAGGAACUAUCAGCAAGGAAAUGCGUACAUUCCCAUCCUAUAAGUUUAUUGUUAUGGGUAUUAUGGACAGUUUGAACACAUUGAUUUCUACAAUUCCAUCAGCACUUGUGAGUGGACCUGUCAACGUUUUGAUGAGUCAAAGUGUCGUUUUUAUUAACAUGGUUGCCAGUUUCUUCUUUUUACAUUUCCGUUACAAUGUUUAUCACAUCGGAGGUGUUUUGCUUGUCAUGAUUGGUAUUAUUAUUGAUAUUUUCCCAAUGUUUGCCAAUAGUGCUGGAGGUGAUGAUCCAAAUGCUUGGUUGUGGAUUUUACUCUUGUUCGUUGCUAACAUUCCAGCUGCUGCUUCCAAUGUUUAUAAGGAAAAGUAUUUGAAGGAAGCUAAUUUGGAUGUCUUUUAUUUGAACUCUUGGGUAGCUCUUUAUCAAUUCAUUUUUGGUCUCAUGUCUGCCUUUACAGUUUUCAUUCCUCUUCCAGAUGGUUCAGGUGGUACAUCCUAUGUUAAUCCAGCCAAUUUGUAUGAAUAUAUCUGGAGUGGUAUCAAGUGUUUCUUUGGUUUCAAUUCUGUCUUGUCUGAUCAAUGUGAAUACUUCUGGGCUGUCUUUAUGAUUUUCAUUUGUUUCAACAUGACCUACAAUAUUUUAUUGUUGAUUGUUUUCAAGAGAGGUAGUUCAACACUUGCUGUAGUUGCCUCAGUUGCUCGUUUGGCUCUCUCCAACUUUGGUUUCUUGAUUAAGUUCCUUGCUGGUGAAGCUUACCUUGCUGCUUUGAGUCCAUUUGAUAUUAUUGCCCUUGUUAUUUUGAUUUUGGGUAUUAUUAUUUAUUCUCUUACAACUGAAAAGGUUGCUGAAAGUAACGACCCACUUCUUAAAGCGUACAAUUAUUGUUGGUCAUUCUUGCCAUCUUUCAAUAGAAAGAAGAACAAGAACGCCUUUGAUGACGAAGAAGAUGUUUAUCAUUAA